UUAGGCUUGGUGGAAAGAAAACCCAGUCUGCGCUCCCACCUUGCCCCUGGGAGCUUCCUCAUAGAGGGCUGGCUCCCAGGAGACGGGUGGCCAACAAGCCCUGCCCCAAACCAGCCCUCUCGGCAAAGCCUUGUCCCCGUAAGCGCACGGGCCCAUUCGUGCGUCAGCGCUCUCGGUGGCAGGAAGCGUCUUCCCCCCUCGGACAGCAAACCUUCUCUGCCAGCGUCUGCACCGGCCCGACACCACUGGGCGGUGUCUCCGACGGACCCCCGGCCAGAGCCCGUCCACAGCCGCGCGCCCCAGCUCUCGGCUCACGGGUCUCGACGUCCUAGCUCGGAGCGCUGAGAUCCGGGCCGCCACCCGCCAGGUCCCCGUCUCUGAGCUCCACGUCCCACGAGAAGGGAUCGUGGCUCUUAAGGCCCGGCCGUGCGGCGCGCAAGAUGCUCAGGAGCAGCCAAAAGCGGACACUGAACCCUCCUCGAGGCCCCGAGCGGCCUUCAUGAAGGCGGAGCUCCCGGCCGCUCCGAGCCCGCAUUGCGGCGCUUGGGCUCCCAGCCCUCCUUUCCCGCCGGCUGCGCAGGGACCACCGCACCCGCAUCCCUCCCCUGGCUGCCCCGAAACCCCGGCCCGAGGCCUAGGCGCCAGCCCCGGAGGAGCUCCCCUGCCGCCAGGCAGAGGAGAGGAUCCCGGGGGGACGCGCCCCGAGGAGGAUGGCAGCGGAUGUCACCCGGUCCCGCACCAACAGACUCACUCACCAUCUUGAGCGGAUGGACGAGAGAGAAAGGGAACGGAUUGUGGGUAAUAUGUAUGUGACCUCGGAGAUCGCGAGAACUGGUGCCUGAGCGGGAUUUUGGAUUUAAAGAGACAGGACCCCUUUCCGCCUGCUGCGCUCAGGGGAGGUGCUCGCAGACGGCCUCGGGGGCUUGGUCUGCGGAGCCCGCACCGCCGCUGAGAGAAGUCGGGUCAGAGAAGUGCCACGGGCCGGGCGCCCGGGUGGUGAGGAGGCGCCAGGCGCUGACUGGUGGCCCUUGGGCCGCAGCCCCCCGGCCCCUGCCAUGGCCCAGCAGAGAGCUCUGCCACAGAGCAAGGAGACACUGCUGCAGUCCUACAACAAGCGGCUCAAGGACGACGUCAAGUCCAUCAUGGAUAACUUCACCGAGAUCAUCAAGACGGCCAAGAUUGAGGACGAGACCCAGGUGUCGCGGGCCACGCAGGGCGAGCAGGACAACUAUGAGAUGCACGUGCGAGCCGCCAACAUCGUCCGAGCUGGUGAGUCCCUGAUGAAGCUUGUGUCCGACCUGAAGCAGUUCCUGAUCCUGAAUGACUUCCCGUCGGUAAAUGAGGCCAUUGACCAGCGCAACCAGCAGCUGCGCACACUGCAGGAGGAGUGUGACCGGAAGCUGAUCGCCUUGCGUGAUGAGGUCUCCAUCGAUCUCUACGAGCUUGAGGAGGAGUACUACUCGUCCAGCUCGAGUCUUUGCGAAGCUAGUGAUCUGCCUCUGUGUGAAGCUUACUGGAGGCUGGACUUCGACUCAGACCACAUCGAUGGCCUCUCCGCACCCCUGCUGGUGUCCCCGGAGCCCAGCACUGGCCCCCUGCAGGCUGCGGCCCCUGUCCACCCCCACACCGGCGGCCCCAGCCCCACGGAGCACACCUGAGUCUCCAGGGCUCCCUGCCCAGCCCAAGGUUCCAAGAAAGUAACCCCCCUCUGGGUGCCUGCCUGGGCCUCGGUGCCCACUUGGGGACUCCGCAGAACCGCAGCGCCAUGUGGCCUGGGCCCAGGGUCGGGCCACUCAGGACUGCUGGGGAAAACUAGUUCCCCCAACGUUUCUGGGGCCUAUCCUUCCUGAGUUACUCUCUAGGCUCUGCUCCCUGGCCUCCCCCAGAGCUGGAGUGACACCUCCACAGUGGGGUGGGAGGGUGCCUAAUCUGGGAGAGGCCUGGCUUGUGCACGUUUAAAAUGGGGUGGGUUCCUAGGAGUUGACACUACCAACUAAAUCCAGCCCCCACACCUGGGCCGGGGCUGCUGUGCCAGGCUGUGCCCACUGCCUCUCGCCUGAGCCAUGGUGCCUGUGCCAUGGAGCCUGGCCACCUCACAGCCCCGGGCAGAGCCAGAAUCCAGGUCGUGGGCCUCCCUAAUUUUGCUGCCAUAUACUUUCUGGUUGUCUUGUAACAAGACUUGAAUAAAAAUGUCAUCUUUG
Molecule: messenger RNA, 2201 nt
Organism: Loxodonta africana (African savanna elephant)
Lineage: Eukaryota; Metazoa; Chordata; Mammalia; Proboscidea; Elephantidae
Gene: MED22
Product: mediator complex subunit 22
Exons: 5
Coding region: 1056-1658 (200 amino acids)
Biological process (GO): regulation of transcription by RNA polymerase II
Cellular component (GO): mediator complex
Molecular function (GO): transcription coregulator activity
Source: RefSeq, a predicted model, not a curated record